This is a messenger RNA of Lampris incognitus (smalleye Pacific opah), 549 nucleotides long. RefSeq names its product transmembrane protein 47-like. The coding region runs from base 1 to 549 and encodes 182 amino acids. Gene Ontology annotation, biological process: cell-cell adhesion. Lineage: Eukaryota; Metazoa; Chordata; Actinopteri; Lampriformes; Lampridae. The transcript is spliced from 3 exons. Gene Ontology annotation, cellular component: cell-cell junction; membrane. The record is from RefSeq and is a predicted model, not a curated record.
AUGUCCUCCGCCGGGGGCGAAACCGAGGAGACGGCGCGCGGCUCGCCGCUGACGCCGCUGAAGUUCGUGGGGCUGGUGUGCGUCUUCCUGGCGCUCUGCCUGGACGUGGGCGCCGUGAUGAGCCCCGCGUGGGUGACGGCGGACGACCAGUACUACCUGUCCCUAUGGGAGGCCUGCUGGAAACCGGCAAGCACCGACAGCUGGCAGUGCACCAGCACGCUGGAUUCAGACUGGCAGGUUGCUACGCUGGCCCUCUUGCUAGGGGGAGGCGCCCUGGUGCUGAUGUCAUUCCUGGUGGCGCUGGUGGCCGUGUGUAUCGGCACGCAACGGAGGUUCUACGCACCCGUCGCCGUCAUGCUCUUCGCGGCAGUUGUCCUGCAGGCGUGCAGCUUGGUCCUCUACCCCAUCAAGUUCAUCGAGAGCAUCAGCCUGAGGAUCUACCACGAGUUCAACUGGGGCUACGGACUGGCGUGGGGGGGCACCAUCUUCUCCUUCGGUGGCGGCAUCCUUUACUGCCUGAACCCCAAGAACUACGAGGACUACUACUAG